Actinia tenebrosa (Australian red waratah sea anemone) is the source of this 1531-nucleotide messenger RNA. RefSeq names its product NAD-dependent protein deacylase sirtuin-6. Gene Ontology annotation, cellular component: nucleus. The record is from RefSeq and is a predicted model, not a curated record. Gene Ontology annotation, biological process: negative regulation of transcription by RNA polymerase II. Lineage: Eukaryota; Metazoa; Cnidaria; Anthozoa; Actiniaria; Actiniidae. Gene Ontology annotation, molecular function: histone deacetylase activity, NAD-dependent; NAD+ binding; transcription corepressor activity.
UAUUCCAAAUUUACUUAGAAAUUUAUUAAGGUGGAUCGAUAGGAAGAAAAUGAACUUUAUUUGCUCCUAUCGGGAUUGUAGUUUAGGCGAAAUUGAAACGGGCAACGGCCGAGUUGAAAUACGAGCAAGUCUUCCAAAGAAAAGACCCAAAGAUUUCAAGACUUUCAAAUUAAAAUGGCAAGAAAACGGUGAUGCAGUACUUCAUCACGACUGUUGGGAAACAAUAACCAAAGCCCUUCGUUCAAGAAGCAAGAAAAAUGUACCCUCGUUAAGUACGAUGGAAAAAUCUCUCCUCCGAGAARCGACCAAAACUGCAGAAUUCCACGACGCCGAUGAGAAGCUCGAAGAAGAAGCGAAGCGAAUAUCUGAAAUGAUUCAAAAAGCUGAAUAUUGUGUAGUGUUUUCAGGUGCUGGGAUUUCGACUUCUGCAGGUAUUGGUGAUUAUCGAGGUAAAAGUGGAAAAUGGACUGAAGAAGAAAGAAUGGUAAGCACUUCAAGUUUGGAAGCUCAAGAAGAUGACGAUGAAAAUCAUGACAUUGAGCCAAAAAAGAAAAAGUCUUCUGAUCAUGAUGAUAAUGGGAGUGAUGAUGAUGAUGACGACGAUGAUGAUGAAAUACCCGAAGAAGGAGUUCCAUACGAGCAGCUGAGACCAACUUACACCCAUGAAGCAAUCUACAAACUCUUCCAGAUGGGAUUCAUCAAACAUGUCAUCAGCCAGAAUGGUGAUGGUCUCCAUGCUUUGUCUGGGUUCUCGUUAGAUCAUCUCUCAGAACUUCACGGCAAUGUGUUUCUUGAGAAAUGUGAAAAGUGUGGAACUAUUUAUGAGAGAGAUUACUAUGUGCUUGAUGAUAAUGGUAGUUCUUAUUUUGAGGAAUUAAAUGAGUGUGGUGCUUCAGACAUCAAAAAACCAAGAAAUGCUAGACAGUGUGACAUGUGUGGCUUGACUCACAGGACUGGUAAAAAAUGCAUAAAAGAGGGCUGUAAAGGGUUUUUAAUGGACACCAUUAUUAACUUUGGCGAUGAUCUUGAAGAAGAGAUAUUUGGAAGAGCAACAGCUAAUGCUAAGAAGAGUGACCUGAUGCUUUGCCUGGGAACAACAUUGACUGUUACACCUGCUAAUGAACUGGUUGAGGUUGGGAAAAAGCCUCUCAGACUUGUAAUAUGUAACAGACAAAAGACAUCACUAGACAAGGUUUGUCUCAGCAUGGAUGAGAGUGACAGACCUCUUGGCUCUAGAGUGUUUGGGGACUGUGAUUUACUCAUGAGAAAGAUCAUGUCAAACUUGCUCACACCUCAAGAGCUACAAGAAUGGGAAAAGAAAAGGGAAGACAGGAUGAAAGACUAUGACUCCAAAAGAGCAACAAACAUUUAAAAAGUUUGAAAUAAGGAACAGUGGUCAAUGAUAAUUGCACUAAGGAUGUCCUUGCUCAAAAAAAGAUGGAGUUAUUUUCUGUUCAAGCAGAAUUGAGCUAAGAAGCAUGAUUUAUCUCUUCUGAAUAGAGCAGUUUUCGUAACAGUAGGAAAGGAUGCA